Wasmannia auropunctata (little fire ant) is the source of this 1497-nucleotide messenger RNA. Its product is annotated as transmembrane emp24 domain-containing protein 7-like. The transcript is spliced from 3 exons. Bases 217 to 846 code for a protein of 209 amino acids. The record is from RefSeq and is a predicted model, not a curated record. Lineage: Eukaryota; Metazoa; Arthropoda; Insecta; Hymenoptera; Formicidae. Gene Ontology annotation, biological process: intracellular protein transport; endoplasmic reticulum to Golgi vesicle-mediated transport; Golgi organization. Gene Ontology annotation, cellular component: endoplasmic reticulum-Golgi intermediate compartment; Golgi apparatus; COPII-coated ER to Golgi transport vesicle.
CGGCCACGUUAAAAUAGCUCGUUUGCGGGAGUUCGUCAGCGGUCAGGGGGUGCCGUGCCGCCGGGAAAAAAGGUGUGAGCGGUCGCGCGCGCUUUCUCGCUCGUAUUUUCUCACGUCUCGAGGAAAAUCUUAAAUGCGCGCGGAUCAGUGACGCGACUGCCGCGUGAGCGUCGUCGACGAACAAACGGAAAAACAACAACAACAACAACAAUAGAAAUGGAUUGCUGGUCGGUUUGGCUGUUGCUCGUCUCGCUGCUCGGCGCGCUCCUACUCACGGGCGGCGUCGAGCUAACCUUUGAACUGGCCGACAAUGCUAAGGAGUGUUUUUACCAAGAGAUCGAGAAGAACGUCUCGUCCACGCUGGAAUUUCAGGUGGUUACAGGUGGCCAGUACGAUGUAGAUGUAACUUUAGAAGCUCCAAAUAAGGAAAUUAUCUAUAGCCAAGUGAAAACACAGUUCGACUCGCACUCUUUUAUACCAACUAUGUCAGGAAUAUAUAAGGCGUGCUUCAGCAACGAGUUUUCUACAUAUUCGCACAAACUGGUGUACAUGGAUUUCCAAGUCGGCGACGAACUGCCGCUUCCUGGUCUUGGAGAACAUGUCACAGUCAUGACUCAGAUGGAGUCUUCCGCGCAAGAAGUGCACAAAAAUCUAAUCAGUAUCCUGGACUAUCAGACGCAUCACCGUCUGCGUGAGGCUCAGGGUCGCAAACGUGCGGAGGAGCUCAACGAGCGUGUGCUCUGGUGGUCGGUAAUGGAGACUGUUUGCAUAUUGAUCAUCGCCGUGGGACAGGUUUUUAUUCUGAAGAACUUCUUCACCGAUCGAAGCCCUUCCCAAAGUUAUUAAGUGUGUUAGCGAAAUAAAAAAACGGAAAAGGAAGAACUCGUUCGCGAUCAAGGUAUAUGAUCGAAUCGUCCACGUGACGAUACCUUUUUUUUUCCAUCAUUGAUCAAAGUGCCAUCGUAAUGCCUCCCCGUGACGGAACUUUCAGCCGCGAGUCUUCUCCGACAAUCGAGGAAAGGAUCGCUCUCGAGAGGAUUCCGCGAUUAGAAUCCAAAAAAAGUCGUUCGAGAGAAGCACGAGGUGAUCCAAAUAUACAUACUAUGAAACGCGCGUUACAUCGUUCGCGAGUAUUAAUUUAUGCCGAGGCUGAGAACAUUUUAAAACAUGGGUGCUGAUACAACGCAGAGCGAUCAGAAGGACGAGUGCAAGCGAUACGAACUCGUCGUUCAUCUCUCCUUCCCGAUGGACACUCUCAAGUUGUACUUAUACUGGCUACACGGACAGUAUAAUGGACAUUGAAGAGAGACUACGUUUUUUUUCUUACUGUGAAUGUGUAACAUAAUAAAUUAAAGAUACUUGUGUGUACAUCACGUCUACUCGUAUCGCCAAGCGAUCUGAUUAAUUUUUCCCGUCUCUCGUUAUUUGUCGCGCCUUCCGUUAUUUAUCGUAGGCAUUAGUUGAGAAGUUACUUAAAUAAACGCAGUUGAUUAUUUA